This is a messenger RNA of Prinia subflava (tawny-flanked prinia), 6665 nucleotides long. RefSeq names its product G protein subunit beta 5 (gene GNB5). Gene Ontology annotation, molecular function: protein binding; signaling receptor complex adaptor activity. Lineage: Eukaryota; Metazoa; Chordata; Aves; Passeriformes; Cisticolidae. Gene Ontology annotation, cellular component: heterotrimeric G-protein complex; cytoplasm. The coding region runs from base 3373 to 4557 and encodes 394 amino acids. Gene Ontology annotation, biological process: G protein-coupled dopamine receptor signaling pathway; G protein-coupled receptor signaling pathway. The record is from RefSeq and is a predicted model, not a curated record. The transcript is spliced from 12 exons.
UAACAUUGUGUAUCUUCCUGUCAGCAUUGUGUGCUGUCCUUGGCUCCUCAUGAAUUUCUGGAAACAGUUUAAUUGAAGCAACUUUUGUUGCUGCAAGUUGUGCACAGCCUUUUUGUUCCUGGAGCUGUGUGUCUGUUACCUGGGCUGAUGUGAGGAAAAUCACAGCCCACCCUUGCAUCCUCAUCACAGAGAAGUGCCAAGGUGUGUGUGCUGUUAUGACAAAAACUGUUGAUCAAGGAAAACUGUUCUGACAAUUUGAUGCUUUGUUGAGAGCUACUGUGAUGCUACUUUGAGAGCUUUGUGUGGAGUGUGCUAUUAAUGUUGUUCACAAACAACAAGGUAUAUUUUUAAAACAAAGUUUAAAAUUACCCUGCUUACCGUAUGUUCUCAGAAACUUAUCUUGCUUUUGCUGAUAUUAAUGCUUUCAGGCAGAAUUUAAGUGCAAAAUUCUUUUUGUUAUUCUGAUUAUUCUGUUAUUCUUCUGGUUAUAAGGAGCAGUUUUAGUGAAGGCAGAUACAUGAUGGAGGCAUUACUGAGGUUAACUUUCCUAGAAUGAUGCUAAAGUAGAAAGGUAUUUCAUUCAAGUGGGGAAGUGUUGAAUGGUGAUCCUUACGGCAGUGGGAAAGCACUGAAAUGGCUUAUGGAGAGACAUGUAAGAGGCUUUUGGCAUUUUUGGAUGUGUUUAGACUUGUGACUCCUGCAAUUUCUGGGAAUAGAGCUCAGCAGCACAGGUGGUCCCUUGCAGUCCUGUGCCCCCAUAAUAUUCUAAUAAAAAAAUUAUUAGGACUGGUUACUUUUACACGUCUUUGCUGGGCUGAGACUUAGUUCUGUCUUUUUUCCUUCAUUUUACCUCAGAUCCCCUUAACUACCAAAUGCAAUAUCUAAUAGCAUGAAUUCAGUGCAUUUCAUAGAGUCUUAAUAGUAGAUGUGACCUUCAGCACUUGUUAAAAUUUUCAGACAUGUUUUCAUAAAUUUUCCAAAAAUGUUUUCAGAGUGCAAGAAAAGCAGCAAUUUUUAAUCUGACUUUAAAUUUAUUGUUUUAGAAUAGGAGAAUCAUAAAAGUAUAACCAAGGAAGAACCAGCAUGGACAUGAAUCAAUUUGUUGGACUUAUAAAUUAUUUUAAGAAUAUGAGAUAAUAUUGGUAGUGCUUUUUGUCAGAAUACCAAGUUGAUAGUUGUAAAAAUCAGUUGUCAGUCACCUCCUCAGUAAAUUUCAGUUUUAAUAUUUGUUAACAGGCAAACAUUUGUUUAUAAACAAACCAUCAAAAAAAACUGCUGUAUGGAAUAGGCAGGUAAGGUCUGGCUUGCCUAAUAGUUUCUGUUCUUUAUUCUAUGUUCUAAAAGAGGGCAGUUAAAAUAAAGUUGUUAUCAUCAGUAAUCCCCAGUAUGUAACUGAUCUGAGGUGAUGCAACUGGAGAGGCUGAGCUUUAAAUACCUUUAAGUAGAAUUAAUAGGAAGGUUGUCUUUCUACAUUAGCAGCUGCACAGGGCUUACUUAGUCAUCCUGAGAAUCUCCAGGUUCUUGCUCACUGAAAAGGUGGGUAAUUUUCUUUUAUGUUACAACAAGAUUCAUUGUACAGAAUUUCUCUGUAAUAACGCAUUUCUUAAUGAUUCACUAUUUUUAAAUUUCUAGUGUAGCUUUAAAAACCUAGUGAGGUUAAAGUUUAGGCUACAGUGCUGGAAGUUGUAAUGGUUUUAGACUUUUUGUUUUAAAUAUCUUUGUAAAAUUGUCAUAGUGAUGAAUUUGUAUGCUAUCUCAGGAGUAAUACUGCUUUUUAAUUAUUCAGAACUUUUGAUGGCUUCUCUUGUAGCAGAAUUUUGUGAUGUGUCAUAAUCUCAUCUGAAGUAAAAUACUGAUAGCAGGUAUGAUUCCUCCUGUACAUUACUCCAGUGAAUUCUCAUAUUUUAUCAAAGAUUAAUUCUGCCCAGUGUAUUUAUUCCAGGCCUAAUAAAUCCUUGUCAAAAGUGUCUGGAGCUACUGAUGACAUUUUGUUUGAAUAAGAUCAGUGGUUCCUCAGGGAACCACUAAUUCUGAGAACCUUGGAAUAACAGGUUGUUCACUUGUGAAUGUCCAGUUUUAAGGAUCUAGGAGAGCUGAGCCCAGGCACUGCUCAUUUUAGAGCACUGAGCAAUACCUGACAGAGAAGCUCCCUGGAAAGGCUGGCAGCUUGUGGUCUCAGGUUCAGAAUUUGAAAAAAAAAAUACCUUAAAAUCUUCAGGCCAUAUUUGCUGCUUUUCAUCAAGUGGAAUAUAAACCUCCUUGACUGUUGACUGAAGUCUCCAUGCAAAUUUUAAAUUGUUGCACUGCAGUUCAUUCCAGGACAGAUUUCUUCCCACAUAUUUUGGGAUGAAGCCAUGCAUCCCCUGGAAACAUCAGCAAAGCUUUUACUGACUUAAGAAUGGGAAGGAUUUCUGAGCUUAUUAUCUUACUUUUCAAAUAUUCCACUGAAAUACGUAAGAAUUGACAGCAGAAUGGAGACAGGUACACAGAGUAAAAGUUUGGUUUGAUUUUUGUAUAAAGUCCAGCCAGACAAUUUCUGAAAUGUCAGAGGUCAUUGAAUUUUUGUUCCAUUUAAAUCUCUCUUACAAUAACUACUUCUGAUUGUUUAUUACAAAUUCAUUUUUGAUGUACAAGUCUAAAUAAUGUUUAAAACUUCCAUUUUUAGAAGAGGUGAAAGGUCCUGUUUUCUCUAUGAAAAAUUUACAGAGAAAAAUGACACUGCAAUAUUGUUCUCAUUUGUCUGUCUGACUCUCAAGUAGUUUUAAAUACUCUGUUGGUGAUAGUGCUUUGAUCUUAGAGAUGCCUGGCUUGAGAACAAAAGUGGAUUUGUAAUGACCCAGUUGUCAGUGUGCUUGAAGCAUCAAUUCCUGCUCAAACAGCAUAAUGGUCAUAAUAUUUUGUAGCUGCUACUGACCAAAUCCUAGGUCAUCUUUUCAGCUUUAAAAAUAAUGCAUAAUAAUUACUGUUUUAUAAUGCAGUGGAAAAAUAAAAUUUAUUGAUCAGUGCAGGUUUCUCAGAAGUCCAGCUGAUGCUGUGGAUUUCUGGUUACUGUCUGCUGGCAGUGGCUAAGUAGAAAUUAAAAGUACUUUUCCACAAGUAGUGGACCCAUAUGCACAGCACAUAUUAUAAUGGUUUAAAUAUAUGUUUUUCUUUAUGUUUUUCUUCAUUAAAAAAAGACUCUGCAGAGCAUGUGACUGUUUUGUAUAUAGUGACAGUUCAUCCAGAUUAGUCACAGAGAGGGAUUAUCCAGCCUACAGAUGUCUAUAUACAGCCCAGGCUGCCUUAGCUGGCACAGCAGUGGUGGAAGCUUUGUGCUGGACUGGAAUGCACGCUCUCGUCCUUCUUCUCUUCCAGCUCUCGUGAUCCACCAAGAUGGACCAGACCUUUUUAGCCAUUGUAUUUGGUCCCUGCGACAAGUGCUCCAAGGAGAAGCCCCUCAGGCCUGUCACUGUCAAAUCAGAACAACGCAGCUACUGCUCGCUCUGCGUGGAGAUGAUGGCAACCGAGGGGCUGCACGAGAACGAGACCCUGGCGUCGCUGAAGAGCGAGGCCGAGAGCCUGAAGGGCAAGCUGGAGGAGGAGCGGGCCAAGCUGCACGAUGUGGAGCUUCAUCAGGUGGCCGAGCGUGUGGAGGCGCUGGGACAGUUUGUGAUGAAGACCAGGAGGACCCUGAAGGGCCAUGGAAACAAAGUUCUCUGUAUGGACUGGUGCAAGGACAAGAGAAGGAUUGUGAGCUCUUCCCAGGAUGGGAAGGUGAUCGUGUGGGAUUCCUUCACUACCAACAAAGAGCACGCCGUGACCAUGCCGUGCACCUGGGUGAUGGCCUGUGCCUAUGCCCCGUCUGGAUGUGCCAUUGCUUGUGGUGGCCUGGACAACAAGUGUUCUGUGUACCCUCUGACAUUUGAAAAAAAUGAAAAUAUGGCUGCAAAGAAGAAAUCUGUUGCAAUGCACACGAACUACUUGUCUGCCUGCAGCUUCACUAACUCAGACAUGCAGAUCCUGACAGCAAGUGGAGAUGGAACUUGUGCUCUAUGGGAUGUUGAGAGUGGGCAACUUCUACAGAGUUUCCAUGGUCAUGGAGCUGAUGUCCUGUGCCUGGACCUGGCCCCUUCUGAAACAGGAAAUACAUUUGUCUCUGGGGGAUGUGACAAGAAAGCCAUGGUUUGGGACAUGCGGUCUGGUCAGUGCGUCCAGUCAUUUGAAACCCACGAUUCAGACAUCAACAGUGUCAGAUAUUAUCCAAGUGGAGAUGCUUUUGCCUCUGGUUCAGACGAUGCCACGUGUCGUUUGUAUGACCUUCGUGCAGACAGAGAAGUAGCAAUUUAUUCCAAAGAGAGCAUCAUUUUUGGAGCCUCCAGUGUGGACUUCUCUCUCAGCGGUCGCCUGCUGUUCGCAGGCUACAACGAUUACACCAUCAAUGUCUGGGAUGUGCUGAAGGGGUCCCGUGUGUCCAUUCUGUUCGGACAUGAGAACCGUGUCAGCACCUUGCGGGUCUCUCCCGACGGCACCGCCUUCUGCUCGGGCUCCUGGGACCACACGCUCCGAAUCUGGGCGUAACCUGAGAUCCUGUACGCAGAAUCAAAUGAAGACUGAAACCCUGGACUACAAAAACUGCAUAAAAAAGCCAUUCCUCAAAAUCCAAUAUUCACUACAGUCCAAAUGAAUGACACUCAACCCACAGAUUAACACAACUAGGUAGAAAAUGUAGUCUGCUUGAACACAUAGCAAACAUCAACUUGUAGUAAAAUGAAAUGUUUUAAUUUUUUUGAAACUAUAUUCUUUUAUUAGAAUUAGUUUCAUUAUUUAUAAAGGGACUUUUCUCCAAAGUCACCUGUAUCAUAGAAUUGAGUAUUUCAGUGCACAUUAUGUAUUUAUUUGCAUGAAUUUAGUUCCUUUUUAAAGUAAAAAAAAAAAAAAAGUCCUGAUUUUAUCGGGAUAUAGUGAAAGGUUUUGGAAACAUUCCGUAGUAGCAUACUGAAUUUUGGUGUUGAAAAAUGGAAAGAGAAACAAUUCUGAUACUUUAUGAUGGUGUUAUGGAUGACUGAACCUUGGUGGUAAGUAGAGGAGCAAAGGACCUACUGUGAAGGUACUGGCUGCUGUCAUAAAAAUGUAUUUUUUGUACAGAAAAGAAAUCCCUUCAAUCCCUGUUUUUUCCUACUGUCUUUUUAGAUAGAAAUAAGUAUUUCAUCUCUGUUUCCUGAAUAUAAAGAAUCUAAAUCUAUACAUACUGAUAAACAGCAAAGAGGAGGGAUAUAAACAUGAUUUGCAUAAUCAUGAGGUAAUACUUAACCAGUAGUUUCUUAGAAAUUUUUAAUUGUAUCACUUGGUGAGUGAAUUUUCUUUUACUUAAAGAAAUACUACAUGCUAAGCACUAAGGGAUACUACACGCUAAGCAUUAAGCACCAUUAUACUGAUGGUCAAGUCUUUUCCAAGUCAGUCAUAGUCAUUCUAUGACCACGAUUCUUCUUUGCAUUUUGAGCAGUUCAUACAACUUUGGCAAGGCAAUGUAGCUUAAAUGUAUAUUAAAGCAGUAUAUGCCCAUCUUAAGGUCCUUCUGCAAUGUCAGAGCAGUUAUGAGUUCAUGCAAAUACAGGUCAAAUCAUACAGUCCUUACUCUCACAGUCAUCUCCCACUGCCAUGGACAGGGUUUUGUCGUAGUUGGACUUGGGAGUGAAUAACAGUGAGCUGUUGAAAAUCUCCUGUGAGCCACAGUCCUGCCAGUGUUUGGUACUGUGCUGACCAGAGCACGAGUCCAUCUGAUCCAGGAGUCUGAGGUUUUCAGCAGAGCAGGAGAGCUGGCCACUGUGGAAAUGCAUUUUAACUACAACAGGCCACAUUGCUGGCAGCACCCAGCCCUCUGUAUGAGCAUGGGAAUGCCAUACGGACGGGCAGGACCACCCCACAUAGAAGUGAUGCUCCAGAAUCAAGAUUCAAUCAGUUGAAGAUGAGAUACAACUAAUUAUAGAAGCAUUGAGAUUAUAUCUGCAUUCAUACAUUGAAAACUAUUGGGACUAGAGUGUGUCAGCUCUGCUCACACCAACAGGUAAUGAGUCUCAUCUGAGCACAGGCACAUGGGGAGCAAAGAGCUGGAGUGAUGCUGGGGGCUUGAACAGCCUGGCCUUUGAAAUGCAGGUGCUGAGGUACAGCUCUGAAUAGAUCAUAUAUAUGAUUUAUAUUUAGAAUGGAACAAAAGAAAACAAGCUUACUGCAAUGAACCUGUUUAGAAACUCACUGGUCAAUGACAUCCUCAUUCUAUUUGCAAGUGGUAUUUUUUUACAAUUAUAUAAAAAUCAUAUUAGAAAGAAAGUCUCCUCAUCCAUGAAAACAUUAGGUUCUGUGAAUCCAUAACCAGUUAACUUAAGACACUGAUAUUUAUACCAGCUUACCAUCCCUAAUGGAAUAGGUCAGCUAUUUUCACUUGGAAAAGUCAACUCUGAUGCUUUGCAAUAUUUGUGGCAAACUAUCCCUGUAACAAACUGAAUGCACUAUGGAAAUGUCAUAUAGAACUCACUGUGCAAUAUUGAGUCAAUACACUGUACACAUUUGAUCAAAAGAUUAAUAUUAAUGUUUAGAUAGUAUUUAUUGGCAAGAUGUUUGUUUCAAACAUAAUACAUUGUGUUGAUAUUUAUGAACAGCCUAAAUACAAUAAAUUGUAUUUUACAUAU